CCGUUUCCGCUUGCGCAAAUGAGCUGACUGUAUGGAUCGUGCUUUCAGGAGAGAGCUGUUAGUGACACGUGCAGUUGUUUGUGCUAUUAUCAAUUGUUUAACCCGAGAUAAGGAGAUCAGAUUGAAUUGAAGUGAUCCAGAAGAACCCUUAACCAAGAAGAAGAAAUCACAGAGAAAAAUGUCGCUCGGUCAACAGUCAUCUGCAUAUGCUGUUGGUGAGGUAUCCGGCAGUUUAAUCCAGCAGAACUCUAAAUCAUCUGAGUCAUUGUCAGAAUUAUUCAGGACUGCAUUACCAACUCCAUCUCCUCUGUUUCAGCCUGUUCCCAAGCUUGUUCAGAAGAGCACAGAAAGAGAUGAGCAGCACAAAAGCAGUUUAGAAGUGUAUGUGGAUGUCAAGCAGAAGAAGAAAAUGCACCUCAAGAAGACAUCGGUAGCUGAGCAGGAACUGCUGACCAGGGAGAGCAGUUUAUUAAAGGCAGACAAAGAUGAAUACAGGCCUGAGAGGUCACUGAAGAAAAGGAGAACAUCAGAAACGAGCAGAGAAAACGAUACAGAACACUGGGUGAUGAAACGACAGAGACUGAAGGCCAACAGGCAAGAGGAAGCCUUAAAGUUGAAAAGGACAGUGUUUGUUGGCAACCUCCCAAUAAGCUGUACAAUGAAGACACUGCGAGGACUUUUUAGAGAUAAAGGGUCCAUUGAGUCUGUUCGAUUUCGCUCUAUGGUCAGAGAAGAUCCCUCCAUGUCUCGCAAAGAAGCAACUAUUAAACGCAAAGUUCAUCCCAAGAGGCAAAGUGUAAAUGCUUAUGUGGUGUUUAAAAAUGAAGAGGGAGUUGCCAACGCUCUGGAGAGGAAUGGCAUGGAAAUUGACAAAGGUUUUAUUAUCAGAGUGGACAGAGUGACUGACUAUUCACAUGAUCACAAACGCUCCAUUUUUGUCGGGAAUCUGCCAUUUGAUAUCAAGGAGUUGGCAUUUCGAAGGCAUUUUGAGAAGUGUGGAAAAGUAGAGGCAGUGCGACUAGUGCGAGACCCAAACUCUGGACUCGGAAAAGGAUUUGGCUACAUCCUAUUUGAGAGUGCUGACUCGGUAGAGAUGGCGCUAGCACUGGAUGGCUCAAAGCUGGAAAGUAGAUCAAUUCGUGUGAAGAGAUCGCUGAAGCUGAAGAAAAAAAACAGCAAAGAAAUUCCGUGGAACUCCAGUCAGAAUGUGUGGCAACUUUCAAGAGGGGUAGAGAAACCUGGUAAAGCAAAUCACAAGUCAGGACCAAGCAAGUUCUCCCUCUUUAAAGGAGAGAUGGCAGAUCCAAGCAAAAAAACAAAGAAAGCUCUUAAAAAAAGAGAAGAAAGAUGCAUCUAGUAUCUACAAGAUGAAUUAAUAGGAUGUUAUGUUAUAUUACAUAAUAAAAUAUUAUGUUCGGUAAAAAUGUGAUAUAUAUAUAUAUAUUUCAUUUUUUUUUGUUUUUUUUGAAAGGGCAUCAGUUUAAAUGUCGGGUGUGCUUGAAUAAAAACAUUUUGGUCAAUUGUA
This is a messenger RNA of Fundulus heteroclitus (mummichog), 1525 nucleotides long. RefSeq names its product RNA binding motif protein 34 (gene rbm34). Lineage: Eukaryota; Metazoa; Chordata; Actinopteri; Cyprinodontiformes; Fundulidae. The coding region runs from base 179 to 1357 and encodes 392 amino acids. Gene Ontology annotation, molecular function: RNA binding. The transcript is spliced from 11 exons. The record is from RefSeq and is a predicted model, not a curated record.